Melitaea cinxia (Glanville fritillary) is the source of this 2136-nucleotide messenger RNA. It is a transcript of the gene NijA, whose product is annotated as ninjurin-A. Gene Ontology annotation, biological process: tissue regeneration; cell adhesion. Gene Ontology annotation, cellular component: membrane. The coding region runs from base 57 to 1013 and encodes 318 amino acids. The record is from RefSeq and is a predicted model, not a curated record. NCBI's taxonomy places the organism in Eukaryota, Metazoa, Arthropoda, Insecta, Lepidoptera, Nymphalidae. The transcript has 7 exons.
UGUCAAUAAAACUUUUAGCUUUGUUCUCUUAAAUUAUCUGUGUUAGUGUGAUAAAAAUGUCGACGGGAAAUCGUCACGUUUUAAACAGUGUUACAUCCCCUAAUAUAUCUCAUAAUGCUCCAAAAAUUGACAUGAACGAUGUUGAAAUGGUCUUUGGUACACCAUCAUCGCCUAGAGGCAGUGUGCAACCGGCUGUCCAUUUUAUCUCCAAUGAAAGGACUAAUGGAAUAGACAAGGAUUCACACAACACACAUGCUGGAAGCGACACAGAUACGGCGUCCAAUGAGCCACUGCUUGAGCCAAAGAAAGAACACCCUAAGCCACCACUUGCUGGUCCCGAGAUCGAUGAUCUCGAUGGUGAGCAUCCGGCGGUUGCUGCUCCAUACCCUGGCAUCGACGAUGGUCUGCUGGAACCGAGCAACAAUAACAACAAACCAGACACACAUAAUGGAGGCGAGGAGCACUCGGUCGGCAGUUCUCACGAGACGCACCCGACCCGAGACGACGCUGCCGGCACUGAAGACGGUAAAUGGCCCUGGCCGUCUAACGACGAGACGGACUAUCCUUACGAUCUCAAUGGACUCGGACCGAGGUUCGGGAUCGACGAUCGGCCCGUGUCCCCGAUGAUGCCUGGGUCGAUUCCGGAUGUGAACACGUACCAACAGAAAAAGAAUCUCGCACAAGGGAUGAUGGACCUCGCGCUGCUGUCCGCAAACGCCAACCAACUGCGCUACGUUCUGGAAUCAUCCACCACACACCCCUACUACUACCCCAGUCUUACCUUCAUAUCGCUCAGUAUCGUAUUUCAGAUCGCAGUGGGCGUAGGCUUAAUUAUGAACAGCCGCUACAACGUUAAAGAUGAUAAGGAUAUCUGCAAGGCUGAUAAAAUCAACAACAUGACUGUACUGGGGAUCUUCCUCAUCACAAUUGUAAAUGUCUUCAUCACCUCCUUCAGCGUUGCCACGCCGACCACUAUAAGUAACAUGGGAAACGCAAUACAACAGGCUGGAUAGUAUUAAAUAUUCGUUUUUCGUAAAAAAAUGGAAAUAAUGUUCGAAUAAUCUACAUAAAAUAUAAAGGAUGAAAAUGUUAAACUUAAAAAGAACGCCGAUUUUAAUUUUAGUGACAAAAAGUCAUGUUAAAAUUGCGGGAAUUCCCAGCCGGCAAAUUAAACAACUAUGGCGCCUAUUCGUGUCACUUUGUCAAUAUAAAUGUUUUAGUUAUACAAUUUUUAUUUAACUUGAUAAUUGAUAAAAAAACGCCGACCCUGAAUUCUCGCUCCAUUCUGAAAAACGACUCUAUAUUUAUUUAAGACAAAUGGUCGAAGUAAAUCGUUCAUCACUCUUUUAAACUGCUGUAAACGGGUACUUAGAUAAAAAAAAAACAAUUUAAAAUGAAUCUAUAUUCAAUAUUAAGAUAUAUUUUUUUGUAUAUAAUUUUUCUAGCGGAUAAUAUUUUAGCUUUAGUACUUUUUGAUGCUGUGAUCAAUAUUUAUGAGAGAAUUAACCACUUUUUUUAAUUUUUACUAUCCAUACGAUAUAAAAAGUUGUUUUUACAACUUAUUCAACAUUUACUGGUCAAUUUUUUAUUAUUGUUGUAUUUUUUUUUAUGUUGUCAUAAUAUAUUAUUGUAGGAAUUGUGGGUUUCUAACGUAUUUUUUGCGUAAUUACUGAGAACUGGUUCAAGACUAUUUUGCUAUUUUACUCGAUUUGAAGCAACAAUAUUAUAUAUAAUACUUUUCCUGUUUUUAUUUCAAACGGGUCACAAUUAUAAAUCCGAAUUCGGUUAUGGAAUUCACUACCGCUUGAAGCGAGACGUGCAAAACCUCUUGCGUCAUUUGAAAAUAUAAUAAAAAAAUAGUAUCUUACUCGAUAGCUUUGUUUCAAUAUUUGUUUAGGUAUUUGUCUGUUUGAGCUUAUAACUCAUAACUAUACCUAUAUUCUGAUGUGUACGUGCGUAUAUUACAUUUGUGUUGCGAACACGCCUACUGUUUUGUGAAUUUCCUCUACUAAGGUUGCAUGGAAGAAAUUGCUUCUUUAGCAAUGGGGCGCCUCUUGUGCAUUUCUCUUGUAAAUCUUGUUACUCUGUAUCUGUAAUAUUUUUUGGUGUACAAUAAAGAGUACUUUUAUUGUUUUA